UGUUCAUAAUACUUCAAAUUCCUAAGCAGCAUCAAAAUUUAGACACAUGCAUAUAACUUCAGUAUGGAUUUCGAGGCAACCUUUUUACAAAAAGAGCCUGGCUUGCGAGGUUGCCUUUUUACACUGUAAAAUUUACUAUAUCGUUGUACCCUUUAUACAUUUUACAUGAAGUAUCACGAGUUGUGUUUCCAAUAUGGCGUCCGGAACCCAGUUUGGUAAAUGCUUUUUCGCUGAGUUAAGGGGUUUCUUCAAAAGCCAGGAAAUGCCGAAGACGAUUUGUAGAAGGAGGUAAAGAAAUGGAUCUCAAAUAUCAAAGACGUGUAACUCUUUUCAAAAGCGGUGAUCCAAAAAUUGCUAAGGUGGUAAAUGUCCCAGAUAGUAUUGCUGAGUUGUGUAUGAUUGCUCAGCAACAGCUCAAUAUCAGUGACUGUAAACUUUUCACCAAUAAAGGAGCGAUCAUUGACAAUCUUGGGCUUGUGAGAGAUGAUGAUGUUAUAUAUGUCUCAGGUGGAGAAUAUUAUAAUGAUUCCUCCGAGGACUGGAUUACGCUUAACGUUGGGGGAAGGCGUUUCACCACAACAAGAGCAACAUUGGUUGCUAGUGAUCCAGAGAGCAUGCUAGCGAGGAUGUUUUCAUCACAAAAUUCGUGGAAGAGUGCAAGAGACCACACAGGAGCCUAUCUGAUUGAUCGUAGCCCUGACUAUUUUGCUCCAUUACUGAACUACCUUCGUCAUGGUAAACUGAUUUUGAAUGAGGGUGUUAACCCAACUGGUGUUCUGGAAGAGGCCAAGUUUUUUGGAUUAACCGGUGUUGCUGAACAGCUUGAAGAUAUCAUUAAGGAUUUGGAUAAGGAUGAGGACAAACCCAUAACAAGACAAGAAUUCGUCAGAAUAUUGUUAUCAACACCGUCCAACUGCGAACUCCGUUGCCAGGGAAUCAAUCUCGAAGGCGCUGACCUGUCCCGCCUGGACCUACGAUAUAUCAAUUUCAAAAUGGCCAACUUGCGGAGAGCCGACUUAUCUGGUGCCAACCUUUCAAACUGCUGUUUCGAGCGCUCGUGUUUGUCUGAAGCUCAUAUUGACGGUGCCUCCUUAAGCGGUGUCCGUAUGCAACGAGCCAGUUUGGAAGGGGCUUCACUCAGAGCAUGUAAUUUUGAAGAUCCGACUGGAGUCAAGAGUGCGAACUUAGAAGGUGUAAACAUGAAAGGUUGCGAUCUCGCUGCGAGUCAAUUGUCCGGGGUGAAUCUUCGUGUUGCCAGGAUGAAAGGCGCCAACCUGCAAAACUGCAACCUUCGCGGAGCAAUAUUGGCCGGUGCUGAUCUCGAGAACUGUAACAUGUCGGGUUGUGAUCUUCAAGAUGCUAACGUGCGUGGUGCGAACAUCGUGGGAUUGUCGCUGGAGGAGAUGCAGUCUCCACUUCACAUGUCCCUGUGGGUGCACACCCAGUCGGGACGAAACGACCACGAUGAACAUUUGGAUCUAAACAUGGCCGAUCCAAUCAGGAUUGAUGCUGGUAUACCUUGAGUUUCCCGAGAGUAUUGAGUCUUAUUGUGUGUUGAUCCUCUCUUCAAACGAUGCUUGGCGUUUGGCGUCCGGGAUAAAUGUGCCCUUGCUA
Dendronephthya gigantea is the source of this 1614-nucleotide messenger RNA. Its product is annotated as BTB/POZ domain-containing protein KCTD9-like. The record is from RefSeq and is a predicted model, not a curated record. Gene Ontology annotation, biological process: protein homooligomerization. The coding region runs from base 297 to 1523 and encodes 408 amino acids. The transcript has 11 exons. Gene Ontology annotation, molecular function: protein binding; calcium ion binding. NCBI's taxonomy places the organism in Eukaryota, Metazoa, Cnidaria, Anthozoa, Malacalcyonacea, Nephtheidae.